UAUCUAACCGUCCUGCUCGGGGCAGGGAUGCUUGCUUUUGUCGGUGCAAUCAUUUGCAUCAUUGCAAGCAUCGCCCCGGGUUCCCCGGGAGCUGUCCCUGGUGCUGGAGAUGAAGAGGGAGCCUCGUACAGCACCGACAGGGGCGCUGGAGCUGUCCAUGGUGCUGAAGCGGACAGCCCUCGCCCAACCGCGCCGAGCAAAGCUACUGUCUUCCAAGCCGAGACCGGCAAAGGCUCCAUAGGCUCCGAGCUGGGUCAAGGGUCCGUCCUGGGCUCGGAUUCAGACAUAGGCAUCACCAGUCGCUUCCUCUGCCUGCCUUUAGCCCAGGAUUGCCCUUCUCCAUCGAUCAGGGAAGACCUCCUGCUGCUGAGGAGCACGGCAGAUCAUCUGCGCCAGAUGGUCAUUCAACAGGAACAGCAGAUUCUCAAUGACCAGGAGACCAUCAGAGAACUGACUGGCAAACUCAGCCGGUGUGAGAACGGGCAAGAACUGGACUCUUUCCAAAAUAACCCCGAGGAAUAUGCUUGGGACGCUGGAAGAAACAGCUUGGAAGAUGGCACUGAAGAUUCUGAGCGGACGAUGCAGGAGCUGGAACACUCCGUCUACUCCCUAAGGAACAACAUUGAAAAGCUGGAGCAGGGUCAGCUGCUGACUCAGGGCAAUGUUUCCUCGAUUUCUGCACUCUCUGGCCAACCCCGGGGUCAUAUCUACCUGCAGAUCCAGGAGCUGGAAGCUCAGCUGCUCUCCAAACUCUCAGAACUGGAGAAAGAACGAUCCUUACUGCAGAACAAGAGUGACCGACAGAAGCAUCUCCUGGAGGAGCAGUUGGAGUCCCUUCACCAGCGCAUCGACAAACUGGAAAAAGAAACCGCCGUGUAUAAAUUGCAAGAAGGUUACAAAAUCUCGUUCCCGGUGAGAACGAACUACAUGUAUGCGCGAAUGAAGCAAAGCCUGCCAGAGCUGUACACACUGACUGUGUGCCUGUGGCUGAAGUCUAAGGACACUGUGGGAAUUGGAACCCCAUUCUCAUACGCAGUUCCUGGACAAGCAAAUGAACUGGUUUUACUUGAGUGGGGCAAGAAUCCUAUUGAACUGCUGAUCAAUGACAAAGUGACACGCCUCCCGUUGGAGAUUAAAGAUGGACAAUGGCAUCACGUGUGCAUUACUUGGACAACCAGGGAUGGUGUGUGGGAGGUGUACCAAGAUGGCAAGUGGCAAGGAUCGGGGGAUAAUCUGGCUCCUUGGCAUCCGAUCAAACCUGGCGGGACUUUAGUUCUUGGCCAGGAGCAGGAUGUGGCCGGGGGAAGUUUCGAUGCGACACAAGCUUUUGUUGGCGAGUUGGCAGAAUUCAACGUAUGGGACCGGAUUCUGACUCCAAUGGAGAUCCAGAACAUUGCCAACUGCUCCACCAGCACCGUGGGCAACAUCAUCUCAUGGGAGGGCAGCAGUACCGAGCUGUUUGGGGGGGCCACAAAGUGGCCUUUCCAGAGAUGCAGCGAGAAUAAAGACUCAGAGCAGGAUUAACAGUUGGUCCCUGGCCUGCACUUCACUGAGCCAGACAUGGACCAAGCCAGCUUUCUACAAUCUUUGUCAUUCCUUCAAUUUGCAACAGGCACCUACAGGGGACAGAGCAGCCAGUGACCCUGGGGGCUGAAUUCGUCGCUAAAUGGCUGUGAAAUCGUUGUUCAGUGCUAACAGGAAUUCUGUUUUAAAAAAAACCCCUAAAUUGGCAACAUUAAGAGUGAAAUGGCCAAUAUCCCAGGAAGCUCAACCCAAAGCCCAGAGACAUCGACACUUUCCUGAUUAUGUUUAUACAUGUAUGAUUUCCCUCCUUGGGGCUCAGGAUGAAUGUCCUGAGUAUUUGAUCUGAAAAUGAGCCUUUGUGGGUGCCAUUGCAGCAUGGUAGACCAUUCCAGUGUAGAUAGCAGCAGAGCUAGCUCCUGUAUGGAUCUUUCGGUUUGGGGAAGUGAUAAUGGAUGAGAUUUCCCCUGGGUAUCCUGAUGCCAGAUGUGACUCUCACUCUCUGAAUCAGGUCAUUCUCUGAUCCUUUCACCAGUUCUUUUUUGUUAUAAGGAAAUUUUCUAUUUCUGGUUUGUCAGUAAUUCAUAGCCAGGUGGAAUCUCCCUGCCUCCUCCCCUUUAGCUGAUCUCAUGAUCCUGCACAGUUGACCUUUCUGCUUUUGCCCUCUUUCUGGGGUAGCUGGGGUCUCUGACCAGCCCAGGACACAGUCACUUCUGGUACUCCCAAUCCUUGUUGUCGUCAAUCCUCUGAUAGAUUCUGGACUGAUCCAGGAGUGUCUGAUCCCUGCUCCUGCCGAAAGUUCCCCUCAAUAGCCAAAGUUAAUCCCCAGCCCUCACUGUGUGCACUUCACUCUGUCCCCUUUGGUUCCCAAUGUUUCAGGAAAUUGUUCUGUCGUUUCAAACGUUGAUGUUAAAUGGCCAACACUGUGGAAUAUUAGUGACCUAUGACUCCAGCUGGGGCCAAUAAAACAGGUAGAAGAAUGAUAAAGUACUUCAGGUUCUGGAGAUCUGAAAUAAAAACUGGAAGAACUGGAGAAACUCAGCAAAUCUUGGCAGCAUAUGUGUGGAGACAAACAAAGUUAACAUUUUGAGUCUGAUUAAUCUCUUCUUUGGAACCGUUGCUGCUAGAUCUGACAAGUUUUCCAGCAAGUUCAGUUUUUAUUCCAAUAAAACAGGGUUACAUGUAAGCUGUCGAAACCAGCCAGGACCCAUCGCUGUAUAGGUCUGGGGAUAUACCGAGAAUAGGAUGGAGGAGGUGGUCACUAUCACUGCGAUUUAUCACUGGCUUGUUUUCUGUGGCCUUUAUUUUUGCUGAUGUCACAAUUGUUGCCAAAGUUUUAACAGUUGCAAAUGUUUAAGUCAUGUUUGGUUUGAACAGCUGUGAGGUGUGGUGGAGCAGCCACAUAAAUGUCUUGCUCAGAGACUUGAUUCCCACGAAGGAUUAUCUGCCUCAUGAACUGGCUGAAGUGGCAUCACAACACAGGAGAGUUAGUACAAACACAUAAAAAUCAGGAGCAGUAGGAGGCCACUCAGCCCCUCGAGCCUGCCCUGUUAUUCAAUAAGAUCAUGGCAGAGAUAGUAGGAACUGCAGAUGCUGGAGAAUC
Molecule: messenger RNA, 3124 nt
Organism: Rhincodon typus (whale shark)
Lineage: Eukaryota; Metazoa; Chordata; Chondrichthyes; Orectolobiformes; Rhincodontidae
Product: neuronal pentraxin-2-like
Exons: 5
Coding region: 28-1524 (498 amino acids)
Source: RefSeq, a predicted model, not a curated record